AUGGACAAUCUUCAACAAGUAACACUAACAGCAGACGACAACCAAUACACAUAUGUUGGAGAAGCAUUAGAAGGGGCAGACCGAGCAAGACUCAUUCACACACUGCGUCAAAACGCCGACCUUUUCGCAUGGACGCCGGAGGACAUGCCCGGAAUAAACCCAAAGGUUAUCUGCCACAAACUAGCAAUUGACAAAACAGCCCGACCAGUUGCGCAGAAGAAAAGGAAUCUCGGGGAAGAGAAAAAACAAGCAGCACUAGAAGAAACCAAAAAGCUCCUCAAUGCAGGUUUCAUCCGAGAAAUUCGUUUCACCACAUGGUUGUCCAACGUGGUAAUGGUAAGGAAGAGCUCAGGUAAAUGGCGCAUGUGCGUCGACUUUACGAACUUAAAUAAAGCUUGUCCCAAAGAUGCUUAUCUGUUGCCUUGUAUUGAUAAAUUAGUUGAUAACGCCUCUGGUUUUAAAGCUUUGAGUUUUAUGGAUGCAUACUCUGGCUAUAACCAGAUUCUAAUGCACCCAGAAGACCAAAGCAAAACAGCUUUUAUAACAGAACAUGGGAAUUUUUGUUACAAGGUAAUGCCCUUUGGCCUAAAGAAUGCAGGUGCGACGUAUCAAAGGCUAAUGGACAAGGUAUUCCAGCAACAGAUAGGCCGCAACAUGGAGGUCUAUGUAGAUGACAUGGUAGCCAAAACACCCAUGCAGGGGUCACACUGUGACGACCUAUUAGAAAUCUUCAAACAACUCCGAGUAUACAACAUGAGACUCAAUCCGGACAAAUGUGCUUUCGGAGUCCAAGGAGGGAAAUUCCUCGGAUUCAUGCUAACCUCGCGAGGCAUCGAAGCCAACCCAGAAAAAUGCAAAGCUGUACUGAAUAUGGCGAGCCCAAAGACGAUAAAAGAGGUCCAACAACUAGCAGGGCGAAUAGCCACCUUAUCUCGUUUCCUACCUGCAGUGGCAAACCGAUCUUAUCAUUUUUUCCAAACAUUCUCCAAAGGCAAGAAAUUUGCAUGGACAGACCAAUGUGAGAACUCUUUUACCGAACUCAAACAAAGCCUAACAUCACCACUAAUCCUCCAAAGACCAGAGACAGGUAAACCAUUGUACUUAUAUUUAUCAGUAUCUAACCAUGCUAUAAGCUCGGUCCUAGUAACAGAAACAGGGAAGAAGCAAAACCCAGUAUACUUCAUCAGUAGGGUACUGCAACCAACAGAAACAAGGUACCCGAAGAUAGAACAAUUGGCACUGGCACUAAUCACCACAGCAAGAAGACUGCGGCACUAUUUCCAGAGCCACACAAUCAUAGUACGAACGGACCAACCAUUAAGGCAGAUACUAACCAGACCCGAGCUCGCCGGCAGAUUAAUAAAAUGGUCGGUCGAGCUCUCCGAGUUCGACAUUCAGUACGAAUCAAGGAAAACACUGAAGUCACAGCAACAGGCUGCAGGCCAGGCUCAGGCCAAUCAACUGUAUGACAGGCCAGGCCUGUUAAGAGCAAAGCCUGGCCUGGCCUGGCCUGUUUCCACCCCUACAAAUGACACAUAUAAUACAGAAGUCAGUUGGACCAUACAUGUAGAUGGAGCAUCCAACAAAGAAGGCAGUGGGGCUGGGAUACUACUCAAAGAAGGAGACAAAGUGGUGGCCGAGCAGUCACUACAGUUCCGCUUCAACGCAAGCAACAAUCAAGCAGAAUAUGAGGCCCUACUCGCUGGACUAAAGCUCGCCCUACAACUGCAAAUACCUCGAAUAACAGCCUACUGCGACUCCUCGUUAGUGGUACAUCAAAUAAAGGGCGAAUUCCAGGUAAAAGAUCCUUUGUUAGAGAAAUAUUGGCUCAUAACAAAGGAUCUAAUUUCAAAAUUUGAAGAAUUUGAUAUUAUUCAUGUAAACCGAGAACACAAUACCAGGGCCGACGUGUUAUCUAAACUAGCCACAACUCGGCAGGCCGAAAACACGUCGGCACUGUCCCAGCUAACGCUUGACAAACCGAGUUUUGAGCAGGAUACAAUUCUGAGUAUUACACAAGUCCCAGAUUGGCGAACACCUUUUCUCGAAUACAUCAACACAGGCACUACGCCAAAUGACGAGCCGAACUUGCCACUCUUCCGAAGAAGAGCAAGCUUCUAUACAGUGCUAGGAAACACUUUGUACAGACGAGGACACUCCCGACCACUCCUUAAAUGCAUUAGCAACGAGGAGGCCGAGGAUGUCAUGGCCGAAACACAUGAAGGAGUCUGCGGCAACCAUAUCGGUGGCCGAACUUUAGCAGCAAAGAUCCUGCGAACAGGAUAUUAUUGGCCGACGAUAAAGCGAGAUUGCAUCUCAAAAGUCAAAGCGUGUGAUAAUUGUCAAAAACACGCCACACUCUCAGAGACCCCGGCCGAAGAACUCCAUACCAUAGAGUGGAUAGAGGCACAACCACUAGCACACAUAACGGCAGAAAAAGUGCGAUCUUUUUUAUGGAAAAAUAUCAUAUGCAAAUACGGUAUCCCAAGAGAGAUAAUCUCGGAUAACGGGAGACAAUUUACAGAUCAUAAGCUCGCUGCCUUUCUAACAAACUUUAACAUCAAACAUCAUUUCAGCUCAGUAGAGCACCUGCAAACUAACGGACAAGUUGAAUCAGCUAACAGAAUUAUCUUGCAGGGAUUAAAGAAAAAGCUCGGCGACGCUAAGGGAGAAUGGGCCGACCUCAUUCCAGAAAUUCUAUGGAGUUACAAUACCAGCAUUCAAUCUGCCACAGGAGAGACUCCUUUCAAACUGGUAUAUGGCGCAGAAGCACUUAUCCCAGUAGAGGUCAGCGUCCCAACAUUAAGGACCGAGCUUUAUGAUCAAACAAAUAACCUACAAGCUCGGACAGUCGAAUUAGACCUCGUAGAAGAAGAAAGAGACAUUUCUGCCAUAAAGCAGUGA
This is a messenger RNA of Arachis duranensis, 2904 nucleotides long. RefSeq lists its product as uncharacterized. The transcript is spliced from 3 exons. Gene Ontology annotation, biological process: DNA integration. NCBI's taxonomy places the organism in Eukaryota, Viridiplantae, Streptophyta, Magnoliopsida, Fabales, Fabaceae. The record is from RefSeq and is a predicted model, not a curated record. Gene Ontology annotation, molecular function: nucleic acid binding; RNA-DNA hybrid ribonuclease activity. The coding region runs from base 1 to 2904 and encodes 967 amino acids.